This is a messenger RNA of Lachancea lanzarotensis, 1347 nucleotides long. Its product is annotated as LALA0S01e09076g1_1. The coding region runs from base 1 to 1347 and encodes 448 amino acids. NCBI's taxonomy places the organism in Eukaryota, Fungi, Ascomycota, Saccharomycetes, Saccharomycetales, Saccharomycetaceae. The transcript has a single exon. The record is from RefSeq and is a predicted model, not a curated record.
AUGCCAAGAAAGCGCAACUGCGAUUCUUUAAACACUUCGCCAGUAGAAAAAGGAAUAUUCAAGUUUGUCGAUGCCCCACCCGAAUCACCAUAUGCAAUUAGUGCAUCCCGCAUGAAGUCCAGAAUGAAACCACAUCCGGUCUACAACAAUCUCCACCUAAAGUUUACGGACUUUCAGAAACGCACUGGGCGGCAGAAACUGCCGCUGCUGCACACCAUGCAAGAGUCUGAAAACUACACAACACUCGAUCCCAGAAACACAACUUCAUUGCCACGUCUGCUACGUCUUAAUCUGGCGCUUACCGAAAUCGGAGACGUCCCUCCGCGUAUAGACCUUCUAACCAACCGCGGCGACAUAAACGACCUGGCCUUUGGGUUCUUCCCAAGGGAUUACAACAACUAUUUCAAGAUAAAUCACGUGGCGUAUAUUUCACGUGGACGCCUUUUCGUGUGGCACGACCAAACGCGUUGCGAAACGAAUUUCCCGUCGUUACGGGAUCGCAACAAAUGGUUCAGUGGUUACAAGUUUGAGCAGGCAUGUGCAUACUGUUGGCCUGCGAGUUUUGACGAGUGGGGCAUUAUGCCCAAGCUAGAAAGUCCAUACUCCACUUCGAAGGUUCCCGUGUUGAACCUUUUGGAACUCCCACUUGACCAUAACGUCAAUGCGCUUUUCUUGGCCGAAUACGACGUGAUCCGUAAAGGAAAAGGCACCAAGACGCCCGCCUGGUACCUAGAGCUCAAAUGUAUUCAGCCAAAUGCGAGCGCUAAGAUCACGUGGCAGACCAUAUCGAAAGAACGGGCAUUAAAACUGCUCAUCAGAGAGGGCAUGUGCAUGAGGUUUUUUAAGACGUGCAUACAAUGUAAACUGGCCGGAUGUGAAACUGUUGUUUAUGGAAUACGGUCUCGGGACAUGGCGCUCGUAGGUGUGCGUCAGUUCCAAGUUAGAGAGCUAGAGGUCAGGCUGUACCAACUGGAACCGAAGCUGUACUGUGAUUACUAUUUGAAAGCACUAAGCAAUGUAGCCGAGCUGGUGCGUACACUGUACCAACAGUGUCAUGAAAAUCAGUUUUAUAUGAUGACGAAGGACGCUGCCUUGGCACCACUAAAGGUCCGCCCCGUGUCUCGUGACCUGGUGCUAUAUCCUGAGCCCAUGCUUACAGAAUUGGAUGCGAUACUAGAGCGCAAUGAAAAUGAGCGGAGGACAGAGCCGCGCGAUUACAAUGGCACUAAGACAAAGUUUGGAUUCACGUUUGCUCCGGGAACGGUUCCCGAGCAAUUAAUAAAGGACGAAAUAGCUGAAGCUGAUCUUGCCGAUCUUGCAGAGGAACUAGAAGCCAUUCAAAUAUGA